Molecule: messenger RNA, 900 nt
Organism: Penicillium olsonii
Lineage: Eukaryota; Fungi; Ascomycota; Eurotiomycetes; Eurotiales; Aspergillaceae
Source: the annotation of a GenBank genome assembly
AUGGCUGCCCAAAAUGUCAACAUCCUUCUGGCGACCUUCCCGGGACUGGCGCUCCCCCCGACACUUUCAUUCGCCUUGCCUUCGACAGCGAGCAUCUCGGAUCUCACAGAGAAAGUCGCUUCCUACCUACCUCCAGCGCUCUCUCUUGACUCACUCGUCUUAACCACCACAAAUAACAAGCAACUCAGCCCAUCUGCGCAAUGUAUUGGGUCAAUCCUUUCUUCCUCCGGUGGCAACUCCAUCUCUACCCUCCUCCCGCUCCGCCUGACUGCGCCUAUGUGCGGUGGUAAAGGUGGUUUCGGAUCUCAACUACGUGCCGCGGGUGGUCGCAUGUCCAGCAAACGCAAGCGCAACCAAGGCGACAACAACAGUUCCAGUCGCAACCUCGAUGGGCGCCGUUUACGUACCGUGAAUGAAGCUAAAGCGCUCGCCGAGUACCUUUCUGUCAAGCCUGAAAUGGACAAGAAGGAGAAGGAAGAGCGUCAGCGCCGGUGGCAAGCUGUUGUUGAGGUCGCAGAGAAGCGCCAAGAUGAAAUCAAGAACGGCAAUGGGAAGGGAAAGGUGGACGGUCAGUGGAUGGAAGACAAGGAAGAAAUGAAUGAGAAGGCUCGCGAAGCGGUCUUGCAGGCCAUGAAGGACGGUGCUUGGACGGACAAUCUGCGGGAUGCGAUAUUGGGCGGCUCUAGCACCAGCGCCAGUGAUGAAGGCAGUGACGACGAUAUGGCGUCCAGUGAAGAUGAGAGCGAAGAAAAUGGGGAAUCAAGCGCUGCUGGGUCCUCCAAGCCUCAAAAGGCCGCCCCUCGAAAGUUCAUUGGGUUUGAUGAUGACGAUGAGUUCAUGAGUGACUCCGAGGAGGAAAUCGAUGAAACCACCAAGGGCAAGGGAAAGGCUCGUGCUUGA